Messenger RNA from Oncorhynchus tshawytscha (Chinook salmon), 2493 nucleotides. Its product is annotated as nicotinamide/nicotinic acid mononucleotide adenylyltransferase 1-like. Bases 844 to 1671 code for a protein of 275 amino acids. Gene Ontology annotation, molecular function: nicotinate-nucleotide adenylyltransferase activity; nicotinamide-nucleotide adenylyltransferase activity. The transcript is spliced from 5 exons. Lineage: Eukaryota; Metazoa; Chordata; Actinopteri; Salmoniformes; Salmonidae. The record is from RefSeq and is a predicted model, not a curated record. Gene Ontology annotation, biological process: NAD+ biosynthetic process.
GUCUUGUUUCGCUAUUGCAGAAAUGUGGUAAGAGGUUCAUGGGAAAUGGCGGCGAGUAGUGCAGAUGAAAUGGAGGAAAUUGAGGAAAAGUUGGUGAAGCAGCAGCAGCUGUGCUGGAAUGCGAACAAUAUGGGUGUCAGUAGAGAUGGUAUAGAACGGGAGGAUGAGGGUCAAGGGCCGGAAUGUUCGGCAGUGAAAAGACAUAGGAAGAAGAGCGAUCAUGAUACAGAAAGUAGUGGAUCGUCUUGUAAAGAAUGCUUAAAGAGGGCCAAGGUAGGAUACAAGAGUAGUGAUGUGUUGGAGUGGAAAGUGGUGAUUGUGUUUGAUGAGACCACAGGGUCUCACUUACACCCUAUCUGACUAAUUGGGUUGAAGGUAAUGCCGCAGAGAAAGAGGUAGGUGAAGUGAAAUUAGCUCGCUUCAUUGGAAAUGGUAGAUUGUUAGUAUUGUGUGGGAACAAGGGGAAGAUAUUGAAAAUAGAAACAUUGAAUGGGAUGAAGAUUAAAAGCCAUGUACCUGGUGCUUAUGCUAGGUUAAGGGUGUUCCUCACUGGGGUCCCAAUAUAUAUCUAUGUUCACAGAUGAAAGAGGUGAAAGGUUAUCAGUGAUGCUGAGGUUUGAGAAAGUCUUGCCGGGAAAAGUACAGAUAGGAUUCCUUAGUUUCAAUGUUAGAUCAUUUGUCCCUUGCACUGUGGUGUUUUCAAUGCCAAAGAAUGGGACAUGUAGCUGCUCAGUGUAAAGGAAAGAAAAGAUGUGCCAAGUGUAAAGGUGCACAUGAUUACGGUGAAUGUGGAAGCAGUGUGAAGGCCUAGACUGUCCUUAUAGCUCCUAUGUACUGUAAUCAAUGGAGCCUCAAGAUCUAACCAAAGUGGUUCUGCUGGCUUGUGGGUCUUUCAACCCCAUAACCAAUAUGCACCUGCGUAUGUUUGAAUUGGCACGGGAUUACCUGGAAGAUACAGGACAGUACAUAGUUGUGAGGGGCAUCAUCUCUGCAGUGGGUGAUGGCUAUAAGAAGAAGGGUCUGAUUGAGGCCUGUCACCGUGUAGAUAUGGCCAGGCUGGCCACAGACACCUCUGACUGGAUCAAGGUAGAUGCAUGGGAGAGCCAGCAGCCUGAAUGGGUGGAGACAGCUAAAGUGAUGCGGCAUCAUUAUAAAGAACUGAUGACAGCGGAACAGAACAAUGACUAUGUGGACACUGCGAAGAAGAGGAGGAUUGAGGCGACAAAGCACGCUUUUGAGGAUCCAUCCUCGUAUCACACAAGGAGAGACAACGGCCCUCAGCUGAAACUCCUGUGUGGCGCGGACGUCCUGGAGUCCUUCGGCGUCCCCAACCUGUGGAAGCACGAGGACAUUGCCGAGAUCGUGGGCCGCUAUGGCCUGGUGUGCAUCACCCGCAACGGCUGUGACGCCCACAAGUUCAUCCACCAAUCGGAGGUGCUGUGGAAGCACCACAAGAAUAUCCACGUGGUCCGUGAGUGGGUAACCAAUGAGAUCUCGGCCACGCACGUGCGUCGGGCCCUGUGCCGGGGCCAGACCGUCCGCUACUUACUACCGGACCCGGUGGUGAGCUACAUCCGGGAGCACGGCCUGUACAGUGCCGAGAGUGAGCAGAAGAACGCUGACGUCGUCCUUGCCCCGCUUCAGAGACACACCGGCCCCUCCUCCAGCUGAGGUGGCCAGCCAUGUUGCCUGCUGCCAACUUGAAUGCCUUGAGACCAUUGAAGGCCGGUGGGAGGAGCUAUGGAGCUAAUGGAAUAGAUGGAAGGGCAUUAAAUGUGGUUUCCAUAUGUUUGAUCCCUUUACAAUUUAUUUUCUAGCCAUUACAAUUAGCCCGUCUUCCUACAGCUCCUCCAACCGGCCUCCUCUACUUGAGACUGUGUUGUAGAAGCAUUUAUCUUUUACUGGUUUGAGAAGAUUUGUGAAUGAAUGCAUAAUGUUUUUGUAUAUUUUUGUAACAGUUGAAGUAGACUGCUCACCAGUGCUAGAAUGAGUUUGCACUAGAAUAGCCUCUUGUGUGGCAUCUCCUCAGAGAAUGGGUGAAUCUGCUAAAGUUUAAAUGAAUAACUGUGUUUUGUAGAAAAGUAUAAGCACCCAAGUAGUGGCAAUCCCAAGCGCCAGAAUGUAAACCCUUGAUCUGUCACUAACACUCAAUCUGGUCCUUAGAGCACUUUAUCUAUAUAAUAGCACAGAUCGACACCCAUGAUUAUUUGUGUACAAAUGAGGAUCCUUGAUUUACAUUGAGCCUGAUGUAUAACUACAGAAAUGUUUCGUUUCGCAAUGCAGUGAUUAACAAGCUCGUCCACCCUUGAGUACAUUUUGUGUUUUUUUAAAAUGCUGGGGCUUUAGUGUGUGUGUGUUUGACUAAUUCCCUCAGGCAAAGGCAGUUGGAAUAUAUGGAAGCCGUUUAGAUAUAGUAGGCUAGAGCGACAUACAAACGGCAUGGUGUGUAUUGAGAAAAAUAAAACGCUGUCUUUGUUUUGCAGCUUGUGAACA